AUGCGAUGCGCGAGCAAGGCCGCCGAGAGCGCGUCCGCACGUCUCUGUGCGGACGCCGAAGCAGAAAAAACAGCAACUGAUGUCUCAUCGGUUGCUGAUGCGACCCAGCCUGUGUCACUUGGUGAUGCAAGCGCUCGUCAUGAGGACACUCACGUCUUCACAGAGUAUGAGCUCGGUGUCUCGUACUCUCCUGAUACGGAUGACGGAUCCGUAUCGACGGCGAUUGAAUCUAAGCCGCCUGCCAAGCCUGGCAUGGACGAUGCUUUGCGUCGCAGCAUCUUUGGUUCAUCUGAUGAAUCAGAUGAACCAUCGCCGAAGCGAAGGCGCUCGAGGUCGCGAGACUCGGGCGCUCACAGUGGUGUCGGUUCUCCUACUGACACCACUUCGCAACGAGGUGCCAGUCCUUCUGUCGGCACAUCGCAGGAAGAGCGGGAUCGCAAUGUCUUGCGUCUCGCUCCCGAGAAGAAGGCAUGA
Messenger RNA from Peronospora matthiolae, 474 nucleotides. Lineage: Eukaryota; Oomycota; Peronosporomycetes; Peronosporales; Peronosporaceae. The record is from the annotation of a GenBank genome assembly.